Molecule: messenger RNA, 1017 nt
Organism: Dichotomopilus funicola
Lineage: Eukaryota; Fungi; Ascomycota; Sordariomycetes; Sordariales; Chaetomiaceae
Exons: 2
Coding region: 1-1017 (338 amino acids)
Biological process (GO): mitochondrion organization
Cellular component (GO): cytoplasm; SAM complex
Source: RefSeq, a predicted model, not a curated record
AUGGCGACAGCGCCUUCCGGUGCCGCGAGCUGGCGCAAGAUGCAGAUACCGCGACCGUUGCAACAACUGUUCAACCAUUUCCCGCUGCACACCUACGACGCCAACCCUCUUCCCGAGAGGUCACAGUACCUCACAUCAAGUGACCUCCCAACACUAUACGUUUUCUCCACAGAAUCGGACGCCCGGCUAGGUCUUCCGAGCUUCAACCCGGGCUGCCUCAAGUGGCAGACCCUCCUCCGCCUCGCCAAACUCGAUUUCCACGUCCUCCCCUCGACAAACCACGCCUCCCCCACCGGAUCGCUCCCUUUCCUCCUCCCCUCACGAACCACCUCACCACCAACAACCCCCCCGCUCCCCAUCCCGGCCUCCAACCUCCUCGCCUACGCCCGCAAACAACAACAACAACCCAAGAACAAAUCUCAAUCCCAGCCCUUCCCCGACCUCGACUCGACCCUCCCCGCCCGCUCCCAAGCCUACCUCUCCCUCAUCACCCUCUCCCUCCGCAACGCCUGGCUCCACGCCCUCUACCUCGACCCAUCCCACACCCGCCUCCUCCAAGACCUCUACGUCCGCCCGGCCUCCUCCUCCCGCAGUGUCCAAGCAGCACUCCUCUACCAACUCCGCCGCGCCGCCGCCGAACAAAUCAUCACCAGCACCGGCGGCAAAGUGGUCUCGCUCUCCCCGGUGAACAGCGCCGCAGGUGUGGACGAGGAGGCCGUAUACGCUGCGGCGCGGGACGCGCUCGACGCGCUGGCUACUUUGUUGCGUGAGAGUCGGACGGGGUGGGCGUUUGGGCGGGAAGAGCCGGGGGUGUUUGAUGCUACGCUGUUUAGUUAUGUUCAUCUGAUGGUGGAGUAUAUGUCGGAUGAGGGCGUGGCGGCGGAAGCAGCAGCAGGAGGAGGUGGGGGAGUGGCGCUGGGGAGGUUGGUACGAGAGGCUGGGGACGGUGAGUUGGUUCGGCAUAGGGAGAGGAUGUUACGUGUUGCGUGGCCGGAGUGGGAUGGGUAUCGGAGGUAG